AUGUCUGAACCUGGGAAUGAUGAUGAUGAUGAUGAUGAUGAGGAAGAUAGUAGAAAGCUGGACAAGAAGAAGGUUCCCAAGGUCCAUUUGGCCAAGAACAACACAAAGGGUGGAUCCAAGAAUGUGCUGUGCAGGAGAGACCAGCUGCGCUUUCUCAAGCACUGUGAUGCUGCCAGGUUUGUCGAUGGUCUGAAGGAACAGUUGACAGACCUUCAGAUUGGUAUGGCAUUCUACUUGGUGUGUGGCCUGCCACCAUGGCACAAGCUGAGGGAGAUGCGGUGUAGGAACUUGGCUGCUAUGAAGCUGAGACUCAAGGAAGCACAUGAGAGAUUCACUGCAAGAGUUGGAGACAGAAUGGCUGAAGUGAAUGAGGACCUUUCCAACAUAGAAGCUGUGGCAGAGAAGUAUGGAUGGGCUGAAGUGGUGGAUGGCAAGCUUCCUGGCCAGGUGGGACCUGGUGGCUACCAGAAUGCAGAGAACAGGCCAUUGUACUUUGUGGAGAUCUCAAAGGUUGGGGACACAUGGUUGAAGUGCAGGGAUGGUGGAAGGCCCAGGAUGGUCAUACCACAUGGUGUGCCUGCAUGUUGGACUUAUACUACAACUCCAGACAGGUGUGUUGCCUGA
Molecule: messenger RNA, 624 nt
Organism: Durusdinium trenchii
Lineage: Eukaryota; Dinophyceae; Suessiales; Symbiodiniaceae
Source: the annotation of a GenBank genome assembly